GGCACGGUGAGGUUGACACAAUGGCCGGUAUAAUUUUCAUCUCUGUAACGGCAGGGAUAUUGGCUUGGAGUUCUGCAGACACCUCGUGUGCCCGAGACAGACUGGGCAACUACUGGUUCGGACCGUCCUGUAGAUUCCAGUGUCACUGCUUCGACAGAAGACAGUGUGACAUCACAACAGGGAGAUGUUUUUCGUUCGGAUGUGACGAGGGUUACUUUGGUCCCGGCUGCCAGUACUUCUCAAUUGCCUACAAGCAACAAACACAGUCCAGUACUUCGUCUACAGCUGUCGACGGUUAUACGUCGACCUACUCGUUUACACAAUCUACCCUGAACCCCACAUGGAGCGUGGAGUUCCAACACCCUGCCUGGAUAGUCUGGGUUGAUGUCCUUGUGCCUGCGAAAUUUGGAACGCGGGCAAUAGCAAUGACAACAACAAACAUAAACACGACCAUGCCGUGUGACGCUACGAACGCUUGGAUCACGACUACGACGUUGAGGAUGACGUGUAGGAACGUCGUUAACGCCACGUCCAUCACACUUGUCGGCACAAACACGACGGAGUCCAGACUGGGGUUGACUGAAGUGUACGUUUACGGGGGCAGAAACAUCGCACUACGGGGAGACACGUCACAAUCUUCAGUAUAUGAUAUUUAUAAUUCGUCUCUUGCGGUGGACGCCGGCAUGUCUACCAGAUUCCAAGAUAGAUCGUGUACCCACACGGCCAUUACAACAGACCCUAACUGGCUGGUGCGGCUUGGACAGGACUACCAGAUAUACAGAGUAGACGUGUACAAUAGGGGAACAGGUGGAGAGCGCCUCAAUAACUUUCGCAUCCGUUUGGGGAAAGCUGGCAUAAGUGGAUUAAAACAGGUGUACCAAGACACGGCAGGCACAGCGGCGGAAGUGACGUCAGUGCAGAUGCCAGCCAGUCGAACGGCCGACAGACUUGAGGUGACCUUGAGAGGAGACUCCAAGAUAUUGACGCUAUGCGAGGUGCAGGUGUUCGGGGACUGCCUCGACUACAAAUAUGGCUUAGCAUGCAACUUCACCUGUAGUUGUCGUGAUCGGGCGGAAGUGUGCAACAAGGUCGACGGAAGUUGCUUGUCAGGCUGCGCAGAUGGUUUUACUGGAGUGGACUGUAAACAAGAAUGCCCAGGAGGAAGGUACGGCUUGAACUGCAGCAACAACUGCAGCAGCAACUGUGUCGAUGGUCACUGUCUCCACGUGGAUGGCACGUGCAAGUGUGUGCCCGGAUGGAUGGGAGAUAGAUGCACAAUGGAUUGCCCCGACUACAAAUAUGGCUCAGCAUGCAACUUUACCUGCAGUUGUCGUGAUAGGGCGGAAGUAUGCAACAAGGUCGACGGAAGUUGCUUGUCAGGCUGCGCAGAUGGUUUUACUGGAGUGGACUGUAAACAAGAAUGUCCAGUAGGAAGCUACGGCAUGAACUGCAGCAAUAGCUGCAGCAGCAACUGUGUCAACGGUAGAUGCUUUCACGUUGACGGCACGUGUACGUGUUUACCCGGAUGGAUGGGAGAUAAAUGUACUAAAGACGACAGCAAUGCAGACGCGUUACAGCCCAGUAUAAACCCCGUCUUGGCUGGACUUGUUGGAUCGGGAAUAACCGCUGUGAUAGCAGUGCUUGUUGUAGUAGCGGUCUUUCUCGCCCAGAGACAUCGACGGAAAACACAAAGAACCCCGGAGCAGGUUAUAUAUCAUGAUAUCGUUGAUGAUGCGAAUGCGCAAAACACCGGAAGACUAGAGAGUCAGAGCGAGCCACGUGGAGUGUAUGACGUUCUUGACGUCACAUCACGUGACCCAGACGAAGGACUUGACAAACCCUACACGGAACUAACUGCCACACGGCCACCACGUGAAGGCGAGUCACGUGGGCAUUAUGACAUUCUUGACGUCACAACACGUGAUCAAGACGAGAGUCUUGAUAAGCCCUACACGGAACUAACUACCAAAAUGUUAUAUCAAAACAUUCCGAGAACUGGAAGAGAAGACCCACUUUAAUAUAAUAUGGUAAAAUAUCUCAAAACAGGACAUGAAUCAUGUUAUUUCAAAGUUCAGUUGCGUGUAUUUUGAUAAUAGUCCGCUAGUGUACAUGUUCUGGAAAAUAUUAUCAAACUAUGGAAAACUGUAAGGACCAACGUCGCGACCUCUUCUACCAACUUCCUUACUUCUUGGGCUACACACGUGCCUCAGGCAGUAUUUGGUUGGUCCAUUUCGAGUAUAAGCGCUCCAUGGAUGAGUACCAGCCCGUUUUUGUUGAAGUUGGGGAAGAAAUAUGGCAAAGAAAAUGUUAAAGUUAAUCAACACGCUAUGUAUAAAAUGUAAUUCAAUGACCUCCGAGAGACCAUCUAAGUAUACUUACGUAUUCAUGCGUACGAAGCACAGUAUAUACCACGGUCAUGUGAUGUUUGCCAAACGUACGGAUUACUAAUGUUGUUGUUACCCUGCCUGGCGCUCGGCAUUAAAGGGUUAAAACAAGAAUUGGUCGGCUCGGAGUCAGUGUACUGAGUGGGGUAUCAAUGUUAAACUGUGGCAUGGCAUCUCAGUGGG
Haliotis rufescens (red abalone) is the source of this 2567-nucleotide messenger RNA. RefSeq lists its product as uncharacterized. The record is from RefSeq and is a predicted model, not a curated record. The transcript is spliced from 12 exons. NCBI's taxonomy places the organism in Eukaryota, Metazoa, Mollusca, Gastropoda, Lepetellida, Haliotidae. The coding region runs from base 21 to 2018 and encodes 665 amino acids.